Messenger RNA from Musa acuminata AAA Group (dessert banana), 2035 nucleotides. RefSeq names its product guanosine nucleotide diphosphate dissociation inhibitor 2-like. Bases 79 to 1512 code for a protein of 477 amino acids. The transcript is spliced from 12 exons. Gene Ontology annotation, biological process: vesicle-mediated transport; small GTPase-mediated signal transduction; protein transport. Gene Ontology annotation, cellular component: cytoplasm. Lineage: Eukaryota; Viridiplantae; Streptophyta; Magnoliopsida; Zingiberales; Musaceae. The record is from RefSeq and is a predicted model, not a curated record. Gene Ontology annotation, molecular function: Rab GDP-dissociation inhibitor activity.
CGGCAGGCACAUCUCCAAGCCUCUCUCUCUCUCUCUCUCUCUCUCUAUCUGUCCCUCCCCCGGCCCCUAUUCCUCGCCAUGGAUGAAGAAUACGACGUGAUCGUCCUCGGAACCGGUCUCAAGGAGUGCAUCCUCAGCGGCCUGCUCUCCGUGGAUGGCUUCAAGGUACUGCAUAUGGAUAGGAAUGAUUACUAUGGGGGAGAGUCAACCUCACUCAAUCUCAUCCAGCUCUGGAAAAGGUUCAGGGGUAGCGAUAAGCCUCCAGCAUAUCUGGGGCCUAGCAGAGAUUACAAUGUUGACAUGAUUCCAAAGUUUAUGAUGGCUAAUGGUACUUUGAUGUGCACGCUUGUACACACCAAUGUCACUAAAUAUCUUUCUUUCAAAACUGUGGAUGGUAGCUACGUCUUUAACAAAGGAAAGAUCCACAAGGUUCCUGCCACUGACAUGGAGGCACUGAAGUCUUCAUUAAUGGGGCUGUUUGAGAAGCGUCGAGCUCGAAAAUUCUUCAUUUAUGUCCAAAAUUAUGAUGAAAGUGACCCAAAAACACAUGAAGGAUUGAACCUUUCGAGAGUGACUACAAGACAACUUAUCUCAAAAUAUGGUUUGAAUGACAACACAACUGAGUUCAUCGGCCAUGCGUUAGCCCUUCAUAGGGAUGAUCAAUAUCUAAAUGAACUUGCUCUUGAUACUAUGAAAAGAAUGAAGAUGUAUGCAGCAUCCUUAUCACGAUUCCAAGGAGGCUCACCAUACAUAUAUCCUUUGUACGGAUUAGGAGAGCUACCCCAGGCUUUUGCACGCCUUAGUGCUGCUUAUGGUGGCACAUACAUGUUGAAUAAACCAGAAUGCAAGGUUGAAUUUGAUAUGAGAGGAAAAGCUUAUGGUGUGACAUCCGAAGGAAUAACUGCUCGAUGCAAGAAAGUUGUCUGUGAUCCUUCUUACUUACCAAACAAGGUAAGGAAGGUGGGGAAGGUUGCAAGGGCUAUUGCUAUUAUGAGCCAUCCGAUACCGGAUACCAACCGGUCUCACUCGGUUCAGAUUAUAUUGCCGCAGAAGCAACUUGGACGCAAGUCUGACAUGUAUCUCUUUUGUUGUUCUUACUUGCACAAAGUUGCCCCCAAAGGGAAGUUUAUUGCCUUUGUCUCGACGGAGGCUGAGACUGAUAUACCAGAGGUGGAACUGAAGCCUGGAAUCGAUCUUCUUGGACCAGUAGAUGAGUUAUUCUUUGAAACUUAUGAUAGAUACAAGCCUAUCAACACACCCUCAUCCGAUCAUUGCUUCAUCUCAACCAGUCAUGAUGCUACAACUCACUUUGAGUCAACUGUCAUGGAUGUGCUGUCCAUGUACACCAUGAUCACUGGAAAGGUAAUGAUCUUGAAAUGUUUUCUUAAUUUAAUAUUUCCCAACACAGUCUUUGUGUUAUGCAAGAUUAAUGUCUUCGGACCCAGCUGGGUCCUGCCUGGGGCAUGGUCAAAGUCUCAUCAAAGGAAAACCUCCUUAGAAAUCGAAUAUUGACGACUCUAAAUUGUUUUGAUCAGGUUGAAAAAUAUCAAUCAAUCCAAAAGCUUAAGCCUCUAGACUAGGAAACAAUCUUUGUUCAAUCGAAAGAAUGACAUGAAUGCUGAUACUUAUGAUAGUAAAGAAGAACUAGAAGAACCUUCAUUCUUGUUUCCUUUUGCUGUUGCACACUUGAUGUAUGUAUUCUUGUUUUGCAUUUAUGAGUUCCCAAAUCCAAUCCAAGUCCUGGGAGAUAUAUUUUGUGAUAAUGAUGAUGCUGACCAAGUUCUGGCACCCUUCUUUUCUCCGCAGACAAUUGAUCUCAACAUGGAUCCAAGUGCUGCUGGUAUUGCCAUAGAAUGACAACCACAUGAUGAUUUUUUCUUGAUCAAGCUCUGUAAUUGCAGUAGAUGAUUGCCAUAGUACGUAUGGCAUUCAAAACAAUCUCGAUUGUAUUAUUAGUCUUUAAAAUGCUUGGACUUUUCCUACUUGAAUCUAGUCAUCCUUAAAUAAUAAUAUGUCGUCGUAUAUUCUGUCUGUA